This is a messenger RNA of Botrytis byssoidea, 2599 nucleotides long. RefSeq lists its product as uncharacterized. Bases 556 to 1989 code for a protein of 477 amino acids. NCBI's taxonomy places the organism in Eukaryota, Fungi, Ascomycota, Leotiomycetes, Helotiales, Sclerotiniaceae. Gene Ontology annotation, molecular function: phosphotransferase activity, for other substituted phosphate groups. The transcript is spliced from 4 exons. Gene Ontology annotation, biological process: phospholipid biosynthetic process. Gene Ontology annotation, cellular component: membrane. The record is from RefSeq and is a predicted model, not a curated record.
UUCCCAACUUUUUGGCUUGUGAAGAUUUGAUUGAUUUGAUUUGAUUUGAUUUAAUUUUGUUUCUGGAAGUUUUCGACUUUUCCUACUUUUCUUGAUCCAUCCCUCUUUAUUUUUGGAUUUGAUCUCGUUUUCACUUCGCGGAGUACUUACUUUACUUCACUCGAGACAUCAUUCACACGACAAACGAGAGAAGAUUGAUGAUGUGCAAUUGACAACAUCACACAUUACACAUUCACAUUACACCAUUUACGCAUAGCAUCGGCCUCCUCCGCAGCUCAUUCAUUCAGCCUGAUAUCCAAUCCCCAUCUCAUCUCGUCUCGUCUCGUCGGGUCUCAUUUCACCACUCUAACCCGCUAAAACCCCACGUCCAUAAAUACUCAACCUCACCCCAAGGUCGCGAGGGUCGGAAGCGCAUUCCACCCACCUCGAUUGAAAAUUCGCGAAAAGAUUGAUAAGUUGCUGGCGGUGAACACGGCGUCGGCAAUUGGUUAUCGAGAGGAAGACGGGGAAUUGCCUUUGCCGGUUACGACGCCCAAGACGCCCAAGGAGAGGGGAAUGGGGCUGGGUAUGGCGCCAAAUAAGAAAGAAGCAGCGCAUGAAUGCGUGUCGGAAGAAGCACUCGUGCAUUUGAAAUCGUAUAAAUAUUCGAGUGUGGAUAAGAGUUUGAUUUCGAAUUAUAUCUUGAAGCAUUACGUAGGUGGCCUUUCCUUUUAUUAUCAUUCUUGGGACUUGGAGAAGGAUUCUCGCACGCUCCUUGAACAGAUCCAUUGUAUGUGGAAUGGCUUCGUCGAAUUAUUACCAUUAUGGUUGGCACCAAAUAUGGUUACAUUAUUGGGAUUCUUUUUCAUUUUGAGUAAUGUUAUCUGUUUGGAGAUUUUCAUGCCGGAUUUGGUGGGACCUGGACCAUCAUGGUUGUAUUACAGUUUUGCAUUCGGAUUAUGGAUGUAUUCAACAAUGGAUAAUGUAGAUGGAAAACAAGCUCGAAGAACAGGAACAUCUAGCGGACUCGGUGAACUAUUCGACCACGGAAUCGAUUCUCUGAAUUGUACACUUGCAUCUCUAUGCGAAACGGCUGCUAUGGGUCUAGGUACAUCCAGAGCUGGAAUCUUUACCGCAUUGAUUCCUUGUUUACCCAUGUUCUUUUCAACCUGGGAAACGUACCAUACACAUACAUUGUACUUGGGAAUUUUCAAUGGACCAACUGAGGGAUUGAUCUUGGCUUGCACGAUUAUGAUCAUGAGUGGUUAUUAUGGACCAGAGAUUUGGACACAUCGAAUUACGGAUUUAGUCGGUCACCAUUAUUUCCUCGGAUAUCAUGAAUUUUUCGGUUCAUACUCCGUUAGAGAUUUAUGGGUUCCAAUCCUCGUUGUCUCAUUAUUUGGUAUUCAUGUUCCUUUCUGCGUUAUUAACGUAAUUAAAGCCAGAAGAAGAGACAACUUGCCGGUUUUACCAGUUUUCCUCGAAUGGACUCCUAUGGCGGUUUUCACUUUCAGUAUCGGAGCUUGGCUUUUCUCUCCAUAUUCAACACUCAUGGAAGAAAAUCGUUUGGUGCUUUUCUGUCUUACCAUGAGUUUUGUCUUUGGAAGGAUGACGACAAAGAUCAUUCUAGCACAUCUCACAAGACAAUCAUUUCCUUACUGGACAGUUAUGCUUACACCACUUGUUGGUGGUGCUAUUCUUGGUAAUCUACCUCGAUUUGGUUUACCAGCUGUCAGCGUAGGAGUAGAAUUGUGGUAUUUAAGAGCAUACUUUGUUUUUGCUCUAGUGGUUUACUUCAGAUGGGCUUGGUUGGUUGUUACGAGUAUUUGUGAUUACUUGGGAAUCAACUGUUUGACAAUUCCGGAACAGAAGUUGGAGGAGAUUUAUAGAAAUCAAGAAAUGGAGAAGAGGUUAGAGAAGAGAGGAUUGGAGGUUAAUGGAAAGAGAACCCCAAGUGGAAGUGGAGCGAAGAGUCCAAUUGGAGUACCAAAUGGAAAGAGAGCUGAUUAGAGGAGUUGAGAUGUUGAGGUGUAUAGAGUACAUUCUUGAAGUAUGUGGGCUUGUGGGGUUGGAGAAGCCAUUGGAAUGAUAGAAAUCGGGUUAGAUCGUAUGUAUUUCGUGGGUAUAGCUAGGGAAACGUAGAGAUUUGAUUCACUCGUGGGUAUGGUCGGUACAGGUAGAUAAUGGAUGGAUGGAUGGGUGAUGAUGAGUAACGAAUGGGUCUCUCGGACUUGACUUGAGGUCAAACAAAAAAAGGAAUGAGUUCAUGUAUGGUUGGGAUGCAUAUAGAUAUUUUAAUACCGAAAAUUCUGAAGGGAGAGGAGAGAUUAUAGGGUCGAUGGAGGAAGAGAGAGGUUAUGUUGUUAAGCAUUGCAUGGCGUUGCGAACCUUUUAAGGGUGAAGCGAGAGUAACUUGAUUGAAAUCCUAGUUGCAUGUUGCUGGAUUUUUCUUUGAUGCGAUUGGAUUGGAUGGGAUUGGAUUUGAAGUAGAUGAGUGAUUGAAUGAACAAGAAGUUGAGGAAGGGAGAAAGGGAGGAAGCGAGGGAUUAGUAAUUCCGUACUUACUCCAUACAAUUUGUUAAUAAUACUUCUUUGCUGCAAAUUUUUAUUUGAUUUGAUC